AUGAAGGCCUACGGUGACCUCAAACGUCGAACAAAGCCUCACAGCCUGAACGCCGGAGAUCAUACUCUCAUUAAGCAGAGAAUUCAAAACAAGGCAAGCCCUCAGUCCUGUAGACGAUCCUAGAUGCUAAAGGAUCUAAGAUCACUGCUAAGAGAACAACUGAUCAGAAACUAUUCACCCGUAGCUCCUUCUUCAAGAAACUGCCAAAUCUACUGGAGGAAGUCAUCCAAGAAUCCAUUCCAGUACCUUAGGUGGAACUACAAGCCCCUGCUUGAUUUUAAUGGACUAGAAACCAUUGAACACUCUCAAAUGCCAGCAACUCAAGAGCAGUUUAGUCAAGCUACCCCAAGUGAAACCAGCCCAGUGAAAGACAACCACCUGCCUAGCACAGUACAACAAGCAACCCCAUCAUUACCAGCCCACUUCUUUCGUGGUGGAAGGUGA
Molecule: messenger RNA, 444 nt
Organism: Porites lobata
Lineage: Eukaryota; Metazoa; Cnidaria; Anthozoa; Scleractinia; Poritidae
Source: the annotation of a GenBank genome assembly